Messenger RNA from Triticum aestivum (bread wheat), 2076 nucleotides. RefSeq names its product amino acid transporter AVT3B. The coding region runs from base 220 to 1485 and encodes 421 amino acids. The transcript has a single exon. Gene Ontology annotation, molecular function: L-amino acid transmembrane transporter activity. NCBI's taxonomy places the organism in Eukaryota, Viridiplantae, Streptophyta, Magnoliopsida, Poales, Poaceae. Gene Ontology annotation, cellular component: vacuolar membrane. Gene Ontology annotation, biological process: amino acid transmembrane transport. The record is from RefSeq and is a predicted model, not a curated record.
AACCCCCCCGGAGAGGGAGCCCGCAGCCACUCCUUCCUCAUCGGUUUCCUCCGCCGCGAGAUCGCCCGUUUUCUCUCGAUACUUCCGACGACCGGAGCGGAAGACGAAUACAAAUCCCGUCGAAUUCGCCUGUUCGUCGUUCCAUCUUCUGCCUCCCUCUAUCUGUGUGGUGGUCACCCAAUUCGUUUGUGUUAAUCUCGAUUCAAUCGCCCGCGCGCCAUGGGAUUGGGGAGCGACGCGAGCUCGUCGUCGUCGCGGCUGGACUCGGCGCCGCUGCUGCCGCACCACAGCGCCGAGGGGGGGCACCUGUCGUCGCAGCCCAAGACCUUCGCGAACGUGUUCAUCGCUGUGGUCGGCGCCGGCGUGCUGGGCCUGCCCUACACGUUCUCGCGCACCGGCUGGGCCGCGGGCUCCAUCCUGCUCCUCUCCGUCGCGCUGCUCACCUUCUACUGCAUGAUGCUGCUCGUCGCCUGCCGCCGCCGCCUCGCCGACGACCACCCGAAGAUGCUCUCCUCGUUUGGGGAUCUGGGGGACGCCGUGUUCGGCGCGCCCGGCCGCCUCGCCGUGGACACCAUGCUGGUGCUCAGCCAGGCCAGCUUCUGCGUCGGGUACCUCAUCUUCAUCUCCAACACCAUGGCGCACCUCUACCCCGUCUUCGCCCCCUCCUCGAACGUCUUCCUCUCCCCUAAGGCGCUCUUCAUCUACGCCAUGCUGCCGUUCCAGCUCGGGCUCAACUCCAUCAAGACGCUCACGCUCCUCGCGCCGCUCAGCAUCUUCGCCGACGUCGUCGACCUCGGCGCCAUGGGGGUCGUUGUUGGCCAGGACGUGUCGACUUGGCUCGCCGCGCACCCACCCGUCGCCGCGUUCGGCGCCCCCGCCGCGCUCCUCUACGGUGCGGGCGUGUCCGUGUACGCCUUCGAGGGCGUCUGUAUGGUCCUGCCGCUGGAGGCGGAGGCCGCGGACAAGAAGAAGUUCGGCGCCACGCUCGGGCUGUCCAUGGCGUUCAUAGCUGUCAUGUACGGGCUGUUCGGCGUCAUGGGGUACGUCGCGUUCGGCGACGCCACGCGCGACAUCAUCACCACCAACCUCGGCAGCGGGUGGCUGUCGGCCGCCGUGCAGCUGGGGCUGUGCAUCAACCUCUUCUUCACCAUGCCGGUGAUGAUGAACCCGGUGUACGAGGUCGCCGAGCGCCUGUUCCACGGAAAGCGCUACUGCUGGUGGAUGCGGUGGGUGCUCGUGGUCACCGUGGGGCUCGCGGCCAUGCUUGUGCCCAAUUUCACCGACUUCCUCUCCCUCGUGGGGAGCAGCGUCUGCGUGCUGCUCGGGUUCGUGCUGCCGGCCACCUUCCACAUCAAGGUGUUUGGCGCCGAGAUGGGCUGGGUUGGGGUUCUCAGCGACGUCCUCCUGGUGGUGCUCGGCCUCGUGCUCGCCGUCUUCGGCACCUACUCGUCGCUGGUGCAAAUCUUCCACUCUUCCAGCGCUUAAAUUCCGGUAUUCGCCGAGGAUUAAUUUGCUCGGUGCAUUGGCUCUCUCAUCCACGCUGGUUAAGCUCUCGCGUAGUAGUUUUCCACGCUACCAGAAGGGGAUCAGCGGAUCAGAGAGGAAUUGCUUGGCUCAGCUAUUUGUUGAUCUGGGAAAUGGAUUCGCGUGCAUUCGUUGGGAAUUCUUGUUCAGAUUGUUAGUAUGAGAUACUACUAGUUGAUUGGAGGCAUGGAGAAAUCUGUAUGGUUUUGCUACGACAGAUUCCGAUCAUGUCUGCCCAUAGCAUUCUUCUACUCUGUUCAUGUCCUAGAUGUUCCAGCUGCAGUGCAUAUGGAAUGGAUGAAAGGACACGAAUUUCAGCAUUAUAGUUACUCGUGCGUCGUAGUGUCAGCGUGCAAGAUUGUGUCUUGUGUGUGGUUAAUUGGGCUAGGCAAGCAAUUGGGACGACUUACAUUGCUUGUCAAAGCACCAUUACGUGAUACUCCUAGCAUAAACAUUGUAUACGUUUCGAACUGUUGUACUAUGUCCCAAGCAAGCAACGCAAGCUUGUAAAGGGUCCUGAAGGAAUAAAAUUGGAACAAUGAAUUGCUUUUA